This is a messenger RNA of Phyllostomus discolor (pale spear-nosed bat), 8707 nucleotides long. It is a transcript of the gene NRXN1, whose product is annotated as neurexin 1. NCBI's taxonomy places the organism in Eukaryota, Metazoa, Chordata, Mammalia, Chiroptera, Phyllostomidae. The coding region runs from base 1373 to 5770 and encodes 1465 amino acids. The record is from RefSeq and is a predicted model, not a curated record. The transcript has 20 exons.
AAGCGCUUGCGGCAGGUCCCCGCCCCCAGGAUCGGCCUUCCCUGCAAGGGGAUGAAGCAAAUGUAGAAACACCUUGCUCCGCAGCAUCCUAACCUGGAGCUGGAGGGGCUGCGCCUGCGGGCCGACCCCACCAGUGUCCCAGCUUGAGGACCGCCUGCCGCUCUCCACGGUACUGCGGAGAGCUCAGCUCCGCCCUUCUCUUUCAGAAGGACAGCACCCCGCGUCACGUAACCCAGCCUUCUCGGGCUCCACCACCGCCUCCUCCUUCCCAGCUCUUUUCCUCUCCUCCUCCUCCUUCUGCUCCCCUCCGUUGUCUGUUCUUCCUUCCCGCACUCCCGGAGAUAGACGCUCAAGCCUGACGCCUCUGAAAAGGCAGCGGCAGUCGCCUUACCCACAGACCUCAGGAAAUUCGUUUGGACCGAUGCAUGCUUCAGGCUCAGGCGCGAGCUGAGGGGAAUAACGGGGCAGAUUUCUGGGACCCUAUUAAAGACAAAAAAUAACCAAAAUGCAUCACCAACACACAACCAAUUGACAUGCUGACAUUCUAGCUUGGCCUUGCAGAGGUGGAGAGAAAAGAAGAGCUGUUGUGAUUUCCACAUCUAACAGCUUCUGGCUAUUCCACAGCUUCUGGGUUUGACCCCUGCUGCUGGGGAGGGAAAAAGAGAAGGAAAAUCCAGCCUGUGAUGUCAUGCACAAGGAAUUCUUUGACUACAGUGGUGCUGCAAGUCCAUGAUAUGACAGAAGAAGCAGGUCUUUGAAACUAUACUGGGGUUGAUGAGUGGUGCUCUAAGGUACAAGGAACCACUUUCUCCCUUCUGCUUUCAUAGACUUCAUCUGGAGAAAGCAUUCACAAGCAUCCAAAGAUUCAGGCUCAUCGGUGGCUCCUUGUUAUUUCCCUGACAAGUGUUUACUUCUUACCGGACUCGAACUGCUUCCCUUUUGCCUGGUACCACUGAUGGUACCUGGCGGUUGAUAACUAUUUGAGGAGUGAAGCAUCUGUUGACAUCAUUGAUGCCCUUGAACUAGUUCAUUGGACUCAAAUGGAUGAGUGAUUUCCCUUGACUUUCUGUUGACACCUUUUCCAGAACGUUGCUUCCAAAGUGUAUCCUCCCUUUGGUUUGGACGUUUUGUGGCUGCCCUGUACCACUGGGGUCUACGUUUUCCAGUUGGAAGGGGACUAUAGGGAAAGAGGGAGGGGUUGCUGGAAGAAGAAGAAGAAAAAAAGAACUAGACAAAGGAGGGUGCAUCCCUCCCACUCCUGCCCAGCCCCCUACCCUACUUACUCCUGGACCCUUAUUUCUGCAUCACGGUGACCAGGACAAUUUUGACCCUGUCGGCCCCGGCACCUCCCCGCCGCACCCCAGCCCCGAGCAUGGGGACGGCGCUACUCCAGCGCGGGGGCUGCUUUCUCCUGUGCCUCUCGCUGCUGCUCCUGGGCUGCUGGGCAGAGCUGGGCAGCGGGCUAGAGUUCCCGGGCGCGGAGGGCCAGUGGACACGGUUCCCCAAGUGGAACGCCUGCUGCGAGAGCGAAAUGAGCUUCCAGCUGAAGACGCGCAGCGCCCGCGGCCUCGUGCUCUACUUCGACGACGAGGGCUUCUGCGACUUCCUGGAGCUCAUCCUGACGCGCGGGGGCCGCCUGCAGCUCAGCUUCUCCAUCUUCUGCGCCGAGCCCGCCACGCUGCUGGCGGACACGCCGGUCAACGACGGCGCCUGGCACAGCGUGCUCAUCCGCCGUCAGUUCCGCAACACCACGCUCUUCAUCGACCAGGCGGAGGCCAAGUGGGUGGAGGUCAAGUCCAAGCGGAGGGACAUGACGGUGUUCAGCGGCCUCUUCGUGGGGGGGCUGCCCCCGGAACUGCGGGCCGCGGCGCUCAAGCUCACCUUGGCCUCGGUGAGGGAGCGAGAGCCGUUCAAAGGCUGGAUUCGGGACGUGAGGGUCAACUCCUCCCAGGCCCUGCCCGUGGACAGCGGCGAGGUGAAACUGGAUGAUGAGCCGCCCAACAGUGGCGGCGGGAGCCCCUGCGAGGCGGGCGAGGAGGGCGAGGGCGGGGUGUGCCUCAACGGAGGCGUGUGCUCCGUGGUGGACGACCAGGCGGUGUGCGACUGCUCACGAACUGGCUUCCACGGGAAGGACUGCAGCCAAGAAGACAACAAUGUGGAAGGUCUGGCGCACCUGAUGAUGGGCGACCAAGGAAAAGAAGAAUAUAUUGCCACUUUCAAAGGAUCUGAAUACUUCUGCUACGAUUUGUCUCAAAACCCCAUUCAGAGCAGCAGUGACGAAAUAACUCUGUCCUUUAAAACCCUUCAAAGGAAUGGACUGAUGCUUCACACUGGGAAAUCAGCUGAUUAUGUCAAUCUUGCCCUGAAAAAUGGAGCUGUCUCUCUGGUCAUUAAUUUGGGAUCAGGGGCCUUUGAAGCACUAGUGGAGCCCGUGAAUGGAAAGUUUAAUGAUAAUGCCUGGCAUGAUGUGAAAGUCACCAGGAAUCUGCGUCAGGUGACAAUAUCAGUGGAUGGGAUUCUUACCACAACGGGCUACACGCAAGAAGAUUACACCAUGCUGGGGUCUGAUGACUUUUUCUAUGUUGGAGGCAGUCCCAGCACAGCAGACCUUCCAGGGUCACCAGUCAGUAACAACUUUAUGGGCUGUCUCAAAGAGGUUGUAUACAAAAAUAAUGAUGUAAGGCUGGAAUUAUCUCGACUCGCCAAGCAAGGGGACCCUAAGAUGAAGAUCCAUGGAGUAGUGGCAUUUAAAUGUGAGAACGUUGCAACUUUGGACCCCAUCACCUUUGAAACCCCAGAGUCUUUCAUCUCUUUGCCUAAAUGGAACGCAAAGAAAACAGGCUCCAUAUCAUUUGAUUUCCGCACAACAGAGCCAAAUGGACUCAUCUUAUUUAGCCAUGGCAAGCCACGACACCAAAAAGAUGCCAAGAACCCACAGAUGAUAAAGGUUGACUUCUUUGCUAUUGAGAUGCUGGAUGGCCAUCUCUACCUCCUCCUAGACAUGGGGUCAGGUACAAUAAAAAUCAGAGCCCUACAGAAGAAGGUGAAUGAUGGAGAAUGGUAUCAUGUGGACUUCCAAAGAGACGGCCGGUCAGGUACCAUUUCUGUCAACACGCUGCGCACACCCUACACUGCUCCCGGCGAGAGUGAGAUCCUGGACCUGGACGAUGAGCUGUACCUGGGGGGCUUGCCAGAAAAUAAAGCCGGCCUCGUCUUUCCCACCGAGGUGUGGACUGCUCUGCUCAACUAUGGCUACGUGGGCUGCAUCAGAGACUUGUUCAUCGACGGCCAGAGCAAAGAUAUCCGGCAAAUGGCUGAAGUUCAAAGUACUGCUGGAGUGAAGCCCUCCUGCUCAAGGGAAACAGCAAAACCGUGCCUUAGCAACCCUUGCAAAAACAAUGGCAUGUGCAGGGAUGGGUGGAACAGAUAUGUCUGCGAUUGUUCCGGAACAGGCUAUCUUGGCAGGUCCUGUGAGAGAGAGGCAACUGUUUUGAGCUAUGAUGGGAGCAUGUUUAUGAAAAUCCAGCUCCCUGUGGUCAUGCACACAGAGGCUGAGGAUGUGUCCUUACGGUUUCGAUCCCAGCGUGCCUAUGGCAUUCUCAUGGCAACCACCUCGAGAGACUCGGCAGACACCCUCCGCCUGGAGCUGGACGCAGGGCGCGUGAAACUGACGGUCAACCUAGAUUGUAUCAGGAUUAACUGUAAUUCCAGCAAAGGUCCCGAGACCCUUUUUGCCGGCUAUAACCUCAAUGAUAAUGAAUGGCACACAGUGCGUGUGGUUCGUCGAGGAAAAAGUUUAAAGUUAACGGUGGAUGACCAACAAGCCAUGACAGGUCAAAUGGCAGGCGAUCAUACCAGGCUGGAGUUUCAUAACAUAGAGACUGGCAUCAUCACAGAACGACGGUAUCUGUCUUCUGUCCCCUCCAACUUCAUCGGGCACCUUCAGAGCCUGACAUUUAAUGGAAUGGCAUACAUUGAUUUGUGUAAAAAUGGCGACAUAGAUUACUGUGAGCUCAAUGCCAGAUUUGGCUUCCGGAACAUCAUAGCAGACCCUGUCACCUUCAAGACCAAAUCGAGCUAUGUUGCCUUAGCUACAUUGCAAGCCUACACUUCUAUGCAUCUUUUUUUCCAGUUCAAGACAACAUCCCUAGAUGGACUAAUUCUCUAUAACAGUGGGGAUGGAAAUGACUUUAUUGUGGUUGAAUUAGUAAAAGGGUACUUACAUUAUGUGUUUGAUUUGGGAAAUGGUGCUAACCUCAUCAAAGGGAGCUCAAAUAAACCUCUCAAUGACAAUCAGUGGCACAAUGUGAUGAUAUCAAGGGACACCAGCAAUCUCCACACUGUAAAGAUCGACACAAAAAUCACAACGCAAAUCACUGCAGGAGCCAGGAACUUGGACCUCAAGAGUGACUUGUAUAUAGGAGGAGUGGCAAAAGAAACAUACAAAUCCUUGCCGAAACUGGUCCAUGCCAAGGAGGGCUUUCAAGGCUGCCUGGCAUCAGUUGAUUUAAAUGGACGGCUUCCAGACCUCAUCUCAGAUGCCCUUUUCUGCAACGGACAGAUUGAAAGAGGAUGUGAAGGGCCCAGCACAACCUGCCAAGAGGACUCGUGUUCCAACCAAGGUGUGUGCUUGCAGCAGUGGGACGGCUUCAGCUGUGACUGCAGUAUGACUUCCUUCAGUGGGCCGCUCUGCAAUGACCCUGGGACAACAUAUAUCUUUAGCAAAGGUGGUGGACAAAUCACGUAUAAGUGGCCUCCUAAUGACCGGCCAAGUACGCGAGCAGACAGACUGGCCAUAGGGUUUAGUACUGUUCAGAAAGAAGCUGUGUUGGUGCGAGUGGACAGUUCUUCUGGCCUGGGGGACUACCUAGAGCUGCAUAUACACCAAGGAAAAAUUGGAGUUAAAUUUAAUGUUGGGACAGAUGACAUUGCCAUCGAAGAGUCCAAUGCAAUCAUUAACGAUGGGAAAUACCAUGUAGUCCGUUUCACGAGGAGUGGUGGCAAUGCCACAUUACAGGUGGACAGCUGGCCAGUGAUCGAGCGCUACCCUGCAGGGCGUCAGCUCACAAUCUUCAAUAGCCAAGCAACCAUAAUAAUUGGCGGGAAAGAGCAGGGCCAGCCCUUCCAGGGCCAGCUCUCUGGGCUUUACUACAAUGGCUUGAAAGUUCUGAAUAUGGCAGCCGAAAAUGAUGCCAACAUCGCCAUAGUGGGGAAUGUGAGACUGGUUGGUGAAGUGCCUUCCUCUAUGACAACUGAGUCGACAGCCACUGCCAUGCAGUCAGAGAUGUCCACGUCAAUCAUGGAGACCACCACGACCCUGGCCACUAGCACAGCCAGGAGAGGAAAGCCCCCCACAAAAGAACCCAUUAGCCAGACCACCGAUGACAUCCUUGUGGCCUCAGCAGAGUGUCCCAGUGAUGACGAGGACAUUGACCCCUGUGAGCCGAGCUCAGGUGGGUUAGCCAACCCAACCCGAGCAGGGGGAAGAGAGCCAUACCCAGGCUCAGCAGAAGUGAUUCGGGAGUCCAGCAGCACCACGGGCAUGGUGGUGGGGAUAGUAGCCGCUGCCGCCCUGUGCAUCCUCAUUCUCCUCUAUGCCAUGUACAAGUACAGAAACCGGGAUGAAGGCUCAUACCACGUGGACGAGAGUCGAAACUACAUCAGUAACUCAGCACAGUCCAAUGGGGCUGUUGUAAAGGAGAAACAACCCAGCAGUGCGAAAAGCGCCAACAAAAAUAAGAAAAACAAGGAUAAAGAGUAUUAUGUCUGAUUCCAAGAUCUUAAAAGGACCCUUGUAUAGAAAUAGUCUUCAUUUUAUCUGAGACAUAAUAUAAACUUAUUUACUUUCCUUUUUAUGAAGCACAUACAAAAGAAGACAGGGAAUGCAAUCAGGAAGGAAAGACUGUUUUUAAAAAAUAAAAACAAGUAUCUCAUGCUCUUGUUUCUCCAAAAAAGAAAAAAAAAAGCGGGGGCCAAUAAAUUCCCUAACAUCCACAGUGUUUUCAUUUACUCUGCCUGUCUUUAUGUUGCUGGAACAUUUCUAAAAGACAGUGAUGACCGCACGCAUUCAUAAAGCAAAGGAGUAUUACAACAUCAAGGCACAACACAAAAACAACACAAAACACAACACACAAAAAAAGAAGCUACCUAUGAUCCUGGAUUUAGCCAAAGUGCUAGCGCUUUCCUGACAAGUCAGAUAGUCCUAUGGCCAGAGAAGACUGUGUCAUUUUGAGUGACUCGACCUGCAAAUCCGUAAGAGUUCGCUGCCUGGCGCAAGUGGAGCAGUGGUUGGAACUUGCAUUCGAAACAAAGUGCUGGCUUUUUUGAAGACUUGUGUAGGAACACAUUCAAAAAGCCCCUUUCUGAUUGUGAGGGAAAAAAAUAGUAUGGAGGCCUUAUUUUCAAAACAAUGUGAAAUAUAAGGCACAUUUUCACACUAAAAUUUCAAAACAAAAACAAGAGGGCAUAGAUGCAAUCACUGGGAAAUUUUCAUGCACGCUUAAUACGUUAUUACAUAUGUUUAUAUAAAAUCCAUCUCUGUGUGCUUUCUGGACUGUGGUAAGUGACGUUUUAUAGCCUGUUGUAUAGAAAAUGCAAAAUAUAUCUCUGCUCUUCAGCCAUUUUUGGUAAAUUCAAUGUUAUAAGUGUUGCUAAGUAUAGGGAGUUUUAUGAUGUCAGAGCAACAAUUAUUUCAGGGUUUUUUUUUUCCCCAUCAUAAUAAAUUGCCACAAUUACUUACUUUUUUAAAAUAAAGUUACAAUGUAGUGUUUAUUCUAAGAAAGAUAUGUAUGAAUGUAUAUAAAAAGAUUCAGCUACAUUUUUUCUUACAUGUACAGCCUUCAUUCUGUUACAAUUAAGUUUUAGUAUUUGUAUGAAAGGUGUGAAUUAGAAGGUAAAAUAUAUACAUAUGUAUCUUAUAAUCUUUUUCCCCCAAAAUACACUCCCCAAAUACACUCACUAUUCACAUUCACAGACACACACACACAAAUCCAGAGUUGACCAUCAGAUAUGAUGAAAGACUAAACAUAUAUAUACUAACAAAUAUUUACCAACAAACUGAAAAGCAGGAAGGAAGAUACGUAGUUGUGCCAAGGUAUUGAUGUCAAAUGGAGUGAUCUUCAUCGAGAUCAUAUGCUCCCAAGAAAUCCCCAGAAUAUUUUAGUCCCUAAUGAAAUGGAACCUUUUCUUAUCAAAUAGAAUAUCAAUGAUACCUUGCUACAUGAAUAUGAACCAUUAUGUGGGGAGGUUACAGAGCAAAAUUAGUUGAUAUACAUCUUAACCCUGGUUGCUGCAAUUGAAAACUUUGUUUCCAAUAAAAUUUUAUUUUUCUCUGAACCUCAUGUGCAUGAUAGACAUUUUGGAAAGUAAACACUUUCUCAGCUAAGAAAGUAUUUUCAGUAAUUUUUGAUUCUGUAUUACUAUCCUUUUAAAAACCAUUCUCUAUUUGUUGAUUAUUGACUAUAUUUUAACUUUUGUGGUUUUGCAUAUGUAUCAUUAAAUGUUCUAAUUUAACACACAUUAAAUAGUAGGAAAGUAUAGAUUAUACACUUGUUUUGCAUAUUGUUUCAAUGAUGUUCAUAGCAAUAAAUUAUCAACAUGAGAAGGUAAUGCAAAGGAAAUGCAUUAUUAGAUUGAUGGCUCGGUAUAGAUUGGUUGCAUUACUUCAACAUCUCCUAAAAUGAUACUAGAUUUCAUAGAAGAGAAGAAUACCUUUACAAUUAGCUUUAAUCAGCAAAGGCAAAAAAUGCAAAUCAUCUUUUGUAAUACUUUAGUUGAUUAAAAAAUAAAGCCAAGAAGCGGCCUGGAUUUCAGACAUACAGCACCUUAGAAACAUGUACAAUUCAUAGCAAAUCACCACUAUCUAUGGUUGCCAAGAAAUUGUUAUAUAUGAAAAGUUUUAAAGGCUUUUCAUGACCUAGAAAGUAGAGGUAUAAAACUAAAAUUUAAUAUCCAUUACUUAUGUUUCAAAUUUUUAAAAAAAAUUUGCUCGGUUAAAAAAUUCAUGUCUUUUUUCCCCUCCUCUCAUUCAGUCUUACUCAGGGAAAGCCAGUGAAAUAAGAAGGUAAAUAUAAAACCACUAAUUUACAUCUUGAGGUUAUACAAAUAAAUAGCUGCUUUUCCAUUUGAUCUAUGUAACUUUACCUGGUUUCCAUCUGGAAAGAUUCUAAAAUCUGAUAGAAAGUAAUGACAUUGUUAAGCAGUAUAUCUAUGAAGUGUGUUGUCUGGGACUGAUUUCAAUGUUUCUUUCCAACAUAAACUUUAAAAUUUCAUGUAAUGAUGUAAUCUAAUAUUGUCAGUAAAAAUAUUGCUAAUGUUAUUGGCCUACACAACAUCUAGCAAUUUUUUUUUCUUCUUUCUUUUAAAAUGGAGAAGGAAAAGAGAGGAACAUGAGCUAGGGAGAGAAAAAGACGUGAAUAAAACCCCAAGUAUCUUCAUACCAAAAGUAUCAGGGUUCCAUGCAGAGUUUGAGGCUAAUAGAGGAUCUCACACUACCUGGCAUAAAUUUGAUUACAUCUCUAGACUGUAACUUUUAUGAUCGAGUCUGCUUCUUUUUUAUUCAUGUAAUGUGUUGCCUUUUUUAAAAAAAAAUACUACAAUAAUGUGUGAUGUGGUCAAUCCCUAACACAUCAAAGAAUGACCACAUGACCUUCCCAUGCUAGUGCUCUGUGUGACUGGGUAUCUAAGGGUUUGGUUUCGUUUUGUUUUU